This is a messenger RNA of Prunus persica (peach), 696 nucleotides long. RefSeq lists its product as uncharacterized. The coding region runs from base 1 to 696 and encodes 231 amino acids. The record is from RefSeq and is a predicted model, not a curated record. NCBI's taxonomy places the organism in Eukaryota, Viridiplantae, Streptophyta, Magnoliopsida, Rosales, Rosaceae. Gene Ontology annotation, molecular function: nucleic acid binding; RNA-DNA hybrid ribonuclease activity. The transcript has a single exon.
AUGUGGUUCCAAGGAUUUGCUGCAGACCACCCACUUCAUGUGCUAGAGAAAGUCAUGGUGUGCCUAUGGAUGCUAUGGUAUGAGCGCAAUCAAAUGGCCUGGGCAGGACGUCAACGGAGUGCAACAGAAAUUGUUAGUGGAGCAAUGCACUGUUUGCAAGAGUUUCAGGAAGUACACCCCCCUCCAAAGAACCAUACCUCACGUGCCAUUGCUAAAUGGGUGCUGCCACCGCCUGGAGCUAUUAAAAUAAAUGUGAAUGGAGUGUUUCAUGGUGAAUCCAGUUUUGGUGGGGUUGGUUUGGUGGUUCGUAAUUCUACAGGUGCCUUUCUUGCAUGCAAGUUGGUUGUGCUAAAUGGGAUAUCAAAUCCCAUGCAUGCCAAACUGGUUGCAUUAAGAGAAGGCUUAAUCUAUGCUGCCAAGUGGUCCAAUCUGGAAUGUCAUACAGAAGGGGAUUCUCAGGGCGCUUUACACUCAAUACAACGGGGCCAAACUGAUCUGUCCCAUCUUGGUUGCCUAACUAAUUGUCAAACACUUUUGGCCAGCCAAGAGCGUGUUUAUUUGAGGGUUACAGAGAGGAGUGCAAAUGGGGUUGCAACACGGUUGGCUCGAUAUGCUCUACACUCUCAGGGAAUGGCAGAAUGGGUUACUGAUCCCCCAGAUUUCCUACAAGAUGUUUUGUUCAUUGAUGUAAUGUAA